This is a messenger RNA of Anopheles coustani, 2007 nucleotides long. Its product is annotated as ribitol 5-phosphate transferase FKRP. The record is from RefSeq and is a predicted model, not a curated record. Gene Ontology annotation, biological process: protein O-linked glycosylation via mannose. Lineage: Eukaryota; Metazoa; Arthropoda; Insecta; Diptera; Culicidae. The transcript is spliced from 4 exons. The coding region runs from base 1 to 2007 and encodes 668 amino acids. Gene Ontology annotation, cellular component: Golgi apparatus.
AUGAAAGCAAAAAACAUGCGCAUGAAGUACGGGAAGCUGUUUAUUUUCUUUAUGAUCUGCUUCAACCUGAUCGUGUUCUACUACUCGUGGAAGUACUUCCUCACCAGUGGCCACUACCUGGCGGAAACGCUCGGUGGUGCUGGCUCCCGUGCCGGCUCCCACUCGGUGUUGCGCCGUUCCGGUCCGGCACCCGAUUCGAUUCCGCUCGUGAGCUACGAAAGCUCGUACCGGAUAGGAGACCCGGGCGGAGCGACGUUGAACCGGUUGCGCUUGCUACGUCCAACGGAUUCGGAUGCCGCACAACCACCACCACCACCUCCGGGGCCCAACAGUGGUCUCCCCGGCCGGGACCGGGUUCAGCUGACGAACGGGUACCUGCGCAAGAGCAUCACGUUCGUGUUCCGUGACUUUUACGACUUCGACAACGAUCUACUGCAGUCGAUCGGGAGCGUCACGAGCCUCAUCCCGGGUGUGAACGUGUUCGUAAUCGCCCCGGAACUACCCUACCCCCCGCUGGACAUCUUCAACGUGGCAUCCGCGUCCACCGGCACCGGUCAGCAGCGCGCCGGCAACCAAAGCACCGGAGCCAAACUCGGUGCCGGUUGGUUCGAGAAGGGUAGCAACGUGCGCUUCUUCAACCUGGCGUACGACGUCACCAAAUCGCUGCGCGACACCUUCCCCAUCCUGCACGUCCGCACCCGGUACGUCCUCUUCAUGCCGGACAGUGUGCGUCUAACCGGGCGUGGACUCCUCUCGCGAAUGCUGCACGAAAUCGACACACCAUCGAGCGACGAGCUACUGCUUCAGCAACAUCAGCACCUGCUGCUGAAGCAAAACGCCCAUCUGGCCCUCCCGUUCGAUGUGAACCGGAAGCCGGAGCGGCGCAUCGUGGCGGUUCCGUUCGGGGCGGCCAACGCGAAACCCGCCAGCGCCAACUGUGUCCAGAUUCAGCUCGAUCUGCCCAACUGGACGCUCGAGUACGUGACCGGCAACGAGACGGAUAAUUGCGACAUGUUCAAACAAAAGCACGCGAUCCUGGUCGAGACGGAGCUGCUGAAGGAAAUGCCCGACGCACUAUCGUCCCCCUUUCCGGACGUGUUCUACAUUCAGGCCAAGCUGGCUGGCGUCAAGAAGGUGCUCCUGAAUGGCGCCUUCCAGGAGGGCCGCAAGCUGUUCACCUCGUACCACACGAAGACGAAGCGGCGCAAUGUGCGCAAGGACCAAUUUAAGGCACUCUACCGACGUCUGCAGGUGAAGAAAGUGAUCCGCAAGAGCUACCUUUACGACAAGUCCGCCGGACGGGGCUCGCUGCUGACGGCGGGCGGUGGAGCAGGAGGGGCUGGAGGGCCGGGCGGGAUCGUGGCACCCCGGCGGAAGUACGUCAAGAGUUACGAGCACAACAACCAGACCAUCUCGCUGCUGACGGAAAUCACCUUCUACGGGUGUGAGAAGCAGACGAAGAGCUGCAUAGGCCAGGUUCACAAUGGCCGCCCGUUUUACCGGUACCUCGGACGCCACACGCCACCCUGCUGCAUGGAAAAGCUGAAGGCCGUCUUCCGGCACGUGGUGGACGAGUUCGAGAACGUCGGCAUCCGCUACUGGCUGGACAAUCGGGCGUUGCGGGACGCGAUCGAGCUGAAGACGCUGGCCGAGGACGCGUACGAGAUCGACCUCAGCUUCAACGGGGACGACGUGCAGCGGUCGGUGGCGCUGCGGAAAGCCCAGACCAAACCGUACACCGACGAGGCCGGGUUCCACUGGCUGAAGGCCACCGAUGGGCACUACUUUCGGGUGCAGUUUUCCAAGACAAACCAGAUCGCGGUCAACCUGCUCCCGUUCGACCUCUCGAGCGGGGAGCUGGUGCGACCGAGCGGGUUCUACGGCUGGAAGGCGCGCAAGUUCUCGGUGGAGUUCCUGCACCCGAUGUCGACGGUGCUGUUCCUCGGCAAGCCCAUCAUGUGCCCGAACAAUGUGAUAGAGUAUCUGGAAGUGAAGAAUGUAAAGUAA